AUGGUGGAGAAACUUGCUUUCUCAGCUAUUCUUAGCAAUAAGAAGCAAUACAAUCCUGAUUUUUACAAUUGGAACAGAGUGAAAGUUAGAUACUGCGACGGGUCAUCAUUCACAGGAGAUGUGCAAGCAGUGAACCCUGCUACUAAUCUUCACUUCAGAGGUGCUCGAGUUUGGCUAGCUGUUAUGCAGGAGCUGCUAGCUAAAGGCAUGAGAAACGCCGAGAAUGCUGUUUUGUCUGGCUGUUCUGCUGGCGGCUUAGCUUCGUUGAUGCAUUGUGACAGUUUCCGUGCUCUGUUACCGAUGGGUGCCAACGUAAAAUGUCUGUCAGAUGCUGGUUUUUUUCUCAAUACAAGAGAUGUCUCAGGAGCUCAAUACAUUAGAUCAUACUUCAAAGAUGUGGUUUCUCUACAUGGAUCAGCUAAGAACUUGCCGAGGUCAUGCACAUCAAGAUUGACUCCCGCAAUGUGUUUCUUCCCACAAUACGUGGCUCGCCAAAUUAGAACUCCUCUUUUCAUUCUUAAUGCCGCAUACGAUUCUUGGCAGAUAAAGAACAUUUUGGCUCCGCGUGCUGCUGAUCCUUACGGAAAAUGGCAAAGUUGUCAACUUGACAUCAAGAACUGCCAUCCAAGCCAGCUCAAAGUUAUGCAAGAUUUCAGAUUAGAGUUCUUGAGCGCGGUUAUAGGUUUAGGGAGAUCUUCGUCAAGAGGGAUGUUCAUAGAUUCUUGUUACACUCACUGCCAAACAGAGACACAAACUUCAUGGUUCUGGCAAGAUUCUCCAAUUCUAAACAAAACGACAAUAGCAAAAGCUGUUGGAGAUUGGGUUUAUGACAGAACAUUGUUUCAGAAGAUAGAUUGUCCUUACCCUUGUAACCCUACUUGCCACCACAGGGUUUUCACUCCUCAAGAUGCUCCUCCGAUUUAA
Thlaspi arvense is the source of this 924-nucleotide messenger RNA. Lineage: Eukaryota; Viridiplantae; Streptophyta; Magnoliopsida; Brassicales; Brassicaceae. The record is from the annotation of a GenBank genome assembly.